GUCAGUGGCUGUGCUACUGCCGCACGUGUCUCGCUUACAUACGCGAGGAAAGUUCCAGUGGCGCUGUAGUAAGCGAUCGUACUAUACGACCAUCAUGAGCCAAUAUCCAGUCCCUCCUCCUUCGUACGGUACUACCCCCAAGGUAAAUCACAGCAGAGACCCCCGUGAUCCUCUCGUUGGUAGUAGCUCAGGAGGCGCUUUCUACGACCAGCCUGAGGCCGGCGACCUCCCUGAUGACUUCAAGUACGGUGUCAGCGUAGCCGAAAGCGCACCGGAGAUCCGAAGGGCGUUCGUUCGCAAAGUGUACACUAUCCUUCUCUGUCAAAUACUUGCAACAUGUAUCGUCUCAGGUGCUAUGUCUCGGUCGCCUUCGACAAUUGGCUGGGUCGUCUCGCAUUCUUGGUCUUUCUAUGUUCCGCUUUUCGGAACACUCGUCAACCUCGGAUUCUUGUAUUGGAAGCGCCAUGAUCACCCUCUCAAUCUUCUGUUGCUUUCAACCUUUACUGUCUUGGAGGCAUUCACGCUUGGAGUUGUAGUCGCUUUCUACCGAACUGAUAUUGUUAUUCAAGCCUUGCUCAUUACUCUGGGGGUGUUCAUCGGUCUAACACUGUUCACUUUCCAAUCAAAGUAUGACUUUGAAGGGAUGGGCCCUUUCCUUUUUGGUGGUCUCAUCGCACUGUGCAUGACCGGCUUUGUUGGCAUCUUCAUUCCCUUCGGACGCACUAUGGACCUCAUCUACGCUAUCUUCGGAUGCCUCCUUUUCAGCGGAUAUGUCGUCUACGACACGUACUUAAUCAAUGCAAAACUAUCACCCGAUGAAUAUAUCAUGGGAUCGAUCAGCCUUUACCUAGACUUCAUCAAUCUAUUCCUCAACAUCCUACGCCUGCUCAACAACGCGCAAGAAAGAUAAGCGGUGAACGAUGUGAUCAAGUGUCUUCGACAAACGUUGUGUAUAUGAAUAUCUAUCUCCAGAAACGUAUUUACAGAGCUUGCAUCAGUUACAGUGUGUAUUGGGCAGCUGGUCUAUCUUUGAUU
Molecule: messenger RNA, 1035 nt
Organism: Desarmillaria tabescens
Lineage: Eukaryota; Fungi; Basidiomycota; Agaricomycetes; Agaricales; Physalacriaceae
Product: UPF0005-domain-containing protein
Exons: 10
Coding region: 95-910 (271 amino acids)
Source: RefSeq, a predicted model, not a curated record